Molecule: messenger RNA, 456 nt
Organism: Halteromyces radiatus
Lineage: Eukaryota; Fungi; Mucoromycota; Mucoromycetes; Mucorales; Cunninghamellaceae
Exons: 3
Coding region: 1-456 (151 amino acids)
Molecular function (GO): nucleic acid binding
Source: RefSeq, a predicted model, not a curated record
AUGAACACGAAAACAACUUUAUGCUUGAUGCUUCUAGUUUUUAGUUUUUUACUAAAAGAAGUCUCUGCCAAUAUUUAUGCCUGUCAUACUGGUUCAACUAUUCUUCAAAGCAACUUAUUGACAAAAUGUGUAUGCCUCGAGGACAUAGGAAGACGACGACGAUCAAGGGCUUGUACACAGCAAAUCGCCAACUCUGUCCUUUAUUUGCAAAAUACUGAUGUCAUCGACCGUGUGCAAUAUCUUUUUUUCCAAACUUUGUCAAAGAUAGCAAGAGACAGAAAACAGCGUGACCAAUGGGAUGUGUGCUUGGCGGAUGCCAUAUUAGCAAUACGAACGAUGCCUAACGAUGUCACCAAGUACAGUUCCUCAUUUUUACUCUAUGGAUAUGAAUUACGCACCCCUGCUACCUGGCCUGCUCCAAGAUCGGAUUUUGUAGAAGGUGAUGAUUUUUCCUGA